Paecilomyces variotii is the source of this 1813-nucleotide messenger RNA. Its product is annotated as protocatechuate 3,4-dioxygenase beta subunit. The record is from RefSeq and is a predicted model, not a curated record. NCBI's taxonomy places the organism in Eukaryota, Fungi, Ascomycota, Eurotiomycetes, Eurotiales, Thermoascaceae. The coding region runs from base 478 to 1629 and encodes 383 amino acids. The transcript is spliced from 5 exons. Gene Ontology annotation, molecular function: oxidoreductase activity, acting on single donors with incorporation of molecular oxygen, incorporation of two atoms of oxygen; ferric iron binding.
AGAAAAACAUCUAUAUCCGGCUGUUUCCGGGAACGAUCUGCGAUCAACCCCAGUGAUAAUCUCUGCUCCGUUAUCAUUGUGCCUUGCCAGUUAUUACGAGGCCAGUGUUCGUCGCCGUAAGCUGGCUUACGAAAAUAUGGCCAUUGGAGGUGAGAAGUAUGUACCUUGUUUAUCCCUAUCCAAUAGACCAGAUCAAUGCCUCGAAGACAUGGAAUGAGAAACCAAACGACGGUGAUACGUCGGGCUUGAGGUACGAGGAGAGCUUCUCCUGCGCCAGCUCGUACUUAUAAACCCUUUAUGGGAUAGAGCCAAAUACUUUGUAGACCUGCAUCCCGGUUCUCAUGAACAAAUAGAAAGAUAUAUAUUGAGAAGGAGAAAGCCAACAACGGCGCUUCUCAUUCAGUCAACCUCCUCGCAGAGAGCCAACUUCAUACCGUUCAAUUGCUCCUUUAUUGAUUCAUUUCUAGAGACCUGGCAAUGGUUCAACUUUCUACUCUCACUGUCGGCCUUGCUGCCCUGGCAAGUGUUGUACUCGCUCACCCUGGACACGAUGUCAAAGCAGAAGCUGCCGAGAGGGCUGCUUUCUUGCGCAAUAACCCCAUCCACUCGCGAGGUAUUUCGCAGUGCAUUUCGAAACUCAAGGCCCGCGGUGUCGAGGAUGCCAACGUUGCGCGUCGUGAGAACGCUGUGCAGCAGCUGCGCAAGAAGAGGGGCUUGAAUACUGAUGCUCGCUAUCUGAGAGCACGCGACUUGGACUCUGUGCUGGCCAAAAACCAUCAUUCCAACCUGACCAACGUCAACCCUUCUACAGAUCCCGCUAUACUGUUCGCAUCAGAAGGAACUUGUGUCGUACAGCCUGAAGUUACGCAAGGACCCUAUUACGUUGCCGGUGAGCUGAUCCGUAAGAAUGUGGUUGAGGAUCAGCAGGGUGUCCCCCUCUAUCUCGACAUCCAGCUUGUCGAUACGAAUACUUGCAACCCUAUGCCGAACAUCUAUACCGAUAUAUGGCAUUGUAACGCAACGGGUGUUUAUUCUGGUGUAGUGGCAAAUGGAAACGGCAACUCGAACGAUACUGAGAAUGCCGAUACUACUUUCCUUCGCGGUAUCCAACCUAGCGGCAAUGAUGGCGUGGUCCAUUUCGAGAGCAUCUUCCCUGGUCACUAUUCGGGCAGAGCCGUGCAUAUCCAUGUUGUCACAUAUCCCGCCAAUGAGACGAGGAUUCUUCCUAACGGCACCCUUGCUGGCAUGUAUGACACGCAUUCGUCGCAUGUCGGUCAGAUUUUCUUUGAUCAGGAUCUCAUCACCGAGGUCGAGAAGAACACCCCCUAUUCGACCAACACGCAGGAGUUGACAGAGAACUCUAACGACAGCAUCCUUGCAACGGAGGCUGAUACGACUGACCCCUUCGUGGAAUACGUCUUGCUGGGUGACGAUGUAUCAGAUGGCAUCUUUGCCUGGAUCUCGAUCGCUGUGAAUAGCACGAGAGACGAUUUCCUCUCGCCUGAGGGUUAUUGGACUGAAGAGGGAGCUGAAGUCAAUGACAACUUCAGCAUGAACAUGGCUGGAAUGGGUAGCUUGCCCCCUAUGAGUGCUACUGCUACCAGUAGCGCUGUUAGCACUUCUGCCUGAGCUGGCAGAUAGCAGGAACUCAGAAUGCGGUAUUGAUAUGUUCUAGGCACGUGUUGCUCAUAAUUGUAUUGGCUGAGACCUUGUUUCAUUCGCUUAGGCACCUUGUCUUUACAAAUCAAAUUCGCCAGGCCAAAUAUCCAGUCUUUCUCAAGUAAUGCCUAGGUAAAAGCGAUUCAAUAAACAU